Contarinia nasturtii (swede midge) is the source of this 688-nucleotide messenger RNA. Its product is annotated as transmembrane protein 60. The record is from RefSeq and is a predicted model, not a curated record. The coding region runs from base 185 to 571 and encodes 128 amino acids. Lineage: Eukaryota; Metazoa; Arthropoda; Insecta; Diptera; Cecidomyiidae. The transcript is spliced from 2 exons.
CUGUCAAACUGUACAUUGACGAAUCAAUGUAAAUUGUUUUGUUUACCAAAUCAUAAAGUUCAAUUGCAUUUACUGAGAUCGAAAUAUUAACCGAUUUUAUUAGGAUUCGCUGUGUAUCGUUUGAAAAAUGGUUUAGUCUAAAAUAAGAAUAUAAGCUGAUAAAUUGUUAAAAACCAAAAGAACGAUGACUUUGGUUCAUCGUGCACUGUUUACAUGGUUCAUAAUAUUAGUCUUUUGUAUUUGUCUAUGCUUGAGACUGGAGAAUCGAACACAAUGGAACUAUUUCAUCGUAUUUAUACCGCUUUGGAUAUUUGAUGCAAUUUUAUUAAUUUAUGUUAUUAUAAAAAUUGUUUCGAACUAUCGAUAUUUGGAACCGCUUAAGAAACUUAUCCAGACUUAUCAAUGGACUGUUGCGGUGAUUCUACUGAAAAUAGCAGCCGAAAUUUGUAUUUGCUUAAAAAUUGAAUAUGCACAAUUGAAUCUAUCAAUCUACACAGUAAUGAUACCGAUCUGGAUUUUGUUACCAUCAACCAUUGUCUAUGUAUUCAUAAAUCUGGUUAAACAUGAAUAAUGAAUGGUACAUUAUUUUUUUAGCGAGAAAAACUCAAUCGAUAUUUUACGAACAAAAUACAAAUCAAAACGAAAAUGAAUGUUAAACAAAUAAAUAGAAAAUUUAAACAAGACAAAA